This is a messenger RNA of Physella acuta, 1200 nucleotides long. Its product is annotated as 52 kDa repressor of the inhibitor of the protein kinase-like. The record is from RefSeq and is a predicted model, not a curated record. Lineage: Eukaryota; Metazoa; Mollusca; Gastropoda; Physidae.
AUGGAGCAAUUUUCGUUAUGUGUUCGCUACUAUGAUCACGACAUAAAGAAAAUAAGGGAGGAUUUCCUUGAGUUUGUAGGUGUAACUGAUCUAACAGGCAAAGGACUUGCAAAUGUUUUAAUGGACACUCUAGCAAAUUUACACAUAGACGGUAAUUUUAUGAUUGGUCAAGGAUAUGACGGAGCCGCUGCAAUGAGUGGUCGACUUCAUGGGGCGCAACAAUAUGUUGCUGAGAAAUUUCAUUUGGCUAUUUACGUACAUUGCGCAUCUCACAGUCUAAACCUAGCACUUUCUGAUGGCUGCGAACUACCAGCUGUGAGAAACUGUAUGGGAAUUCUUAAUAGCACAUACAACUUUUUUAACACACCAAAACGACAAUCUUUGCUUGCAAAUUCAGUAGAGAAAUUAACACCUAAAGCAUCAGCAUCUCGACUUAAGCGAUUGUGCGCAACCAGAUGGAUUGAGCGUCAUGAGUCUGUCAACGUUUUUAUACAGCUUCAAAAAGCAACUGUUGAUUCACUGGAAAUUAUGUCAUCCUGGCACGAUACAACAACUUCUUCAACAGCGGUUCAACUUUUAGGAGCAAUUAGGAGUCUUGAGUUUCAAGUUUCUCUUAGAGUUAUCUCAAAAAUCUUUGCAAUAACACUUCCUGUCAGCAGAAUACUCCAAACAGAAAACUUUGAUCUAUCUGCGGCUCUAAAAUUUACAGAAGAUUCAAGUAGCCUACUGGUAAAUAUGCGGAAGGAUCCUGAAUCAGAAUUUACUACCGUAUUUAAUGAAGUCAAAGACAUUUGUGAGGACUUCGAUAUAGAUAUACUUAUUCCACGUCGAGAUGGAAAACAAAUUCAACGCUGCAAUGUGAUGGCAAAUACGCCUGAAGAGUAUUACAGAAUAGCUGUAUUUAUUCCUUUCCUUGAUUCGGUUAUAUGUCAAAUAGGAGACAGAUUGCUAAAACAUAAAUCUGUUUUGAGAGGUUCUAUGUGUCUUUUACCCAAUGACUCGGGUUUUACCAAAGAACAGGAAAAUAAUGCCAUAAUACUUAUGCAAAAAUAUGAACGUUUGAUUAACUGCAGUGUCAUCGCUGAAAGCAUUGGAGAACUGAAACUGUGGUGGCGCCACAUUAUUACAAGUGGAAAUGUACCGCAAAACGCUCAUCAAGCUUUUUUAAUGUGUGACGUAAAAAUAUUUCCUACUGUAUAA